Molecule: messenger RNA, 6151 nt
Organism: Drosophila suzukii
Lineage: Eukaryota; Metazoa; Arthropoda; Insecta; Diptera; Drosophilidae
Gene: Su(z)2
Product: Suppressor of zeste 2
Biological process (GO): negative regulation of transcription by RNA polymerase II
Cellular component (GO): PRC1 complex
Molecular function (GO): promoter-specific chromatin binding; metal ion binding
Source: RefSeq, a predicted model, not a curated record
AAUUGAGCGCAAGUGGCAGUUGGGAUUUCUCGAAUUGGAUUUCAGUUGAACUCUGGACGCGGCGCGGAAAAAUCGUUCCCAGUGUUGCUACGAUAUUUUCGUACAUUUUCGUCCAUGUUUUCGUCUUUUUUUGACCCCAAAAAAGAGGCUACUAAAAGUAAGGAUUGAGGAAUAGGCAGCAAUAUGCACCUGAAAAUCACGCACAAAACGGUGGAACCGGAGGUGCCACACUCCGAUAUGGGUUCCGCAUCCCCAGCAUCUCGGGAUGUGCGGCAGUUUCACGAUCUGAUAACCUGCCGACUUUGUCGCGGUUACAUGAUCGAUCCAACCACAGUGGACUUUUGCUACCACACCUAUUGCCGCAGUUGCAUACUGAAACAUCUGCUGCGAACGGUCUAUUGUCCGGAUUGCAAGGCCAGCGGAGGCAAGGAAAUCAGCGAACUGAAUCUGAAAUCGGACGACACGUUGCGAUCGCUGAUCUAUAAGCUGGUGCCGGGUCUCUAUCAAAGGGAAUGCAAGGAGCUGGCGGAUUUCGAGGAGCAGCACGAGGACUUGGUGGAUGAACAAACGACCCAUGAGCAGGAGUUCUUCACCACCACGGAACUUGUUAGCUUAUCCCUGGAAUACCAUCCUGCCAUGCUGCAUCAGUGUGGUCCUGGCGAGGUGCCACCCACCAUUUACCUGCAAUGCGCCGCCGGAUUGCGGGUGGAGUUGCUGAAACGCUUCCUCUGCUCCAAGUACAACAUAGAGCCAGAGAACAAGCUGGUUGAGGUGGAGGUGACCUACGAGGACGAGGUUCUGCCCUCCAACUUCACGCUGAUGGACGUGGGAUACUGCUACAACUGGAGUCGGCAAUCGCCCAUGGCCUUCUGCUACCGGAUUCUGCUCUACGAGAACGAGCGAGCAAAAAACGAUGAGAACAACCUAUCCAGGAUUAACCAGGACAUUGAACCGGAGCACUCGGUGCGUCGCUCCAAGUCGGCCAAAUCGGUGACCUUUGCCGAGGACCUGGAAUCGGAAAUGGACUCCGUUUCUCCGCGCUCCAAGGCGCGUAGCAAGACAUCGCCCAAGGUUUCGCCCACGUCGAAGAACAAGCGAGUGGCCAUGAGUAAACGGGAACCAGAACCCGAAUCUCCGGUGAGCACCUUCAAGAGUCUCCGGAGCAACGACAUGCGCUACAGUGACUAUGCCGUGUCCAAGGUUAAAAGUGAACCGGAACAGGAGCAGGAUCUCCUGCCUAGGGAACGGGAACCUCAGCCUCUGGAGGCCAACAUGAACAUAGUGGUCAGCAUUCCCCCCCAACUGGGCAAAUCCUACGUCGAUGCUGAGGACUUCGAGUUGAAGACGGCGAACCGAAAGGGCGUGGGUCAUCUGCCCAAGCUGAAGAUCGAACUGAACAGCAUGAAGAGCAAGCUGAGCAUGCCCUUGUCGGCUGGUCCGCGACUGGAGGAUACCUCUUGCUCGGUCCAACAACAACUCGAUCUGGAGACCUAUGCCAAGAAUAUUGGCUUGAAGCCCAUUGAGCAGCCCCUGGUUCAGAGUGUUGCCGCCAAUCCCGAUAGCAAAUACAGUCCCAAUGCCUCGCCCAUGUCCUCGUGCUCUAGCUCCACCAAUGGAUCCACCUGUAGUUUGGGCACUGCCGAUGCCAGUACCUCGACCACCACAUCCAGUUCGCAUCGGAAGCGCAAGAAGAAGCACUCUAAGGAGCCCAAGGAUGCGAAUGGCAAGCGCAAGAAGUUGCAUGCGGAGAUCUCGUCGCAGACGGAUGGCAAAAUGAAGGUAAAGAUCACGGCCAAACCGAAUCACAAGUUGGAUUUUAAGCGUUCCCAUUCGCUGGCCAGUGGAGAGCUGGCUCUCCAGCAGCUAAAAUUGGACAGUACCAGCACUUCGGAUGCUCUAAAUCGCACAUUGGGAGAGGAGGCUAGGAGCAUUAGUAGCCUAGUGGUGGGUGGAGCACCCACGCCGCCACCCACGCCCACAACGGAACCAGAGCAGCAGCAGCAACAGCAGGUGGUAGUGCCAAAAACCAAGGAAUUGACCUUGCCCACAUCACCACCUUUGCCGCCCAGUUUGUUCAAGGCCUAUACCCCCAGCACAACGCCAAUUGCACCACAAACAGUGACAGCAAAGCCCAAGCAACAACAGCAAUCCCCUCAGCAACAUCAACCUGUGGCACAGCAGAGCCUAGCUAAAACGAACCCCGUCAAACCGCCGCUGAGCAGCAACAACAAUCGCCAGCCAAACAGUGGAUACUUUGCUGUGCCAGAAGUUCCAACCAACCGGAAUAUGUACCACAUGCAACGCUACCUGUCCACACCCAGUUCCAUAGCCAGUGCGGCCAACAAGCAGCCAAAGCGUUCCCUGUCCCUGGACGAAUCGCAUCCAGCGGCCAAGACGGCGAGAAUGAGCCAGGCCCAGGCGAUGGCCAGCUAUGCGGCCAAAAUGCAGAUGCACAAAACGCAGGCGGCCACAUUUCUGCCCAAUCCUCAGAUACGCUCCUAUGGACCCGAAAUGGGCAGCAAGCCAACGCUGCCCCUAACAUGUCCCGCCAACUUGAGUCUAAGCCUGCCCAGCUCCGCUCAAGUGACGAUUACGCCCAGGCCAAGAACCACGCCGUCGGUUUAUGCCUUUCCAGAGCCAACUGGCCAUGUGCCCGCCCUGGAAAUAGUGCGAUUGCCGGCUGGUAAACAAAGUGCUGGGGGCAAAAGCCUAACGAUGCCGCCUCUUAGCCCGCCGGCGACGUCCGGUGGCCGUUUGAUGGGACCACCGGCAGCUCUGCCCAAGCAACCAGGCCAUAGUGCGGCCAAGAGGACCAGCCAGUCGCCACCAAUGCCGCUGCCCAUGCCGAUGACCACCUUUCCAGCGAUUGUCAAGUCGCCGCCGCUGUCAGUUGCUCUUAGCGGCCAAAGGAACAAGAGCAACUCCGGCUCCAACUCAAACUCAAACGCUUAUCGCACAUCACCGCCUGCAUUAAUAAAUCUGCGCAACACAGCCACGGCUCCACACUCGUUUCCAUCAAAGUCGAGCCCAAAGGUAGAGGCCAAUUCAAAGAAAUCCCCGCCAGCUGGAUGCCAGGGCAAAACCAAUGGCACUGCCGCAUUGGACAAGUCGAAAACGAGUUUGCGCGAGUUUCGGCCAGCAGUUCAGGCGGUUGUUGCAGCAACAACAACGGCAGCGGGAGCAGCAGGAGCAGCCAAGGAUGCCGAUAUACUUGAUUUAUCAGCUAACCCGGGCAGGAGCACCACCGCCAAAUUGGCGCCCACAUCACCGCCCGCGGGUAACAGCAACAACAACAACAACAACAACAGCACGAGCAACAGCCUGGAGGCAGCCUUGAACAAAAUCAAACAGAACAUAUCCGCCAACAGCAAUGGUGGACCAUCGACCACCACAUCGGGUGGCUCGAACUCAAAUGGCAAUAGCAACGGCGAUGAUCUGCAGAAUCUGCAUAUGCUCUCGGAAUCGGCGACGGCCAGGGAGAAGAUCUCCAUCAAGGCGGCCAGCAGUGGUGGCAGCAACAACGCUAGUAGUACCACCACCACCAGCUCCACGAAACCCAAGAAUGCCAAUGCGUUGGUGAGACCACAGAAUGCUUCGGUUAGGAGCAUACCCAAUCCCUCGGCUUUGGCUUUUCGCAAUCAGCCAGUGGCUUCCAGUGCAGCAGCGGCCACCAGCAUCAGCAAACCACUGACUGUCCGGGCCGAGGAAAAGCCCAAGACAGCCACCAGCAAUCCGGGUCUGCUCAGUCCCACCAGCAGCACUGGCAGUAAUGCCAGCAGUAACAGCAAUUCUGGAUGCAGUGCAGCCACUUCCCCACGGGCCAUGACCAAGAAGCCCACGACCAUUGAUCAGGUGGCGGCCAAUUUGAAUAUUCGCGCCGAGGCCAAGGCCGCUGCCCUUGCCGAGGAGGCGCCACCCGUUCUGAGCAGCAAUGCGGCCAAGUCACCGGAACUGGCCAAGACCACGACCACGGCCGGAGGAGCAGCCUCGCGGACGGAAGCCAAGGAGACGGCCAUCACCGUUUCGGCCGCCAGCACCCUGCUGCCCAUGCCCUCCGGCGUCUCCAGCGGAUCCGGAGUCCCCGAGUCGCUGGCCAAGCCGCCCGUGCAGAUUGCCAAUGCCCCGGUGGCGAGUUCCGCUUAGUCACAAGCGUUUCUGUGGCUGUGCGGAACGCAAAUGUAUCUUGUGGCGCCGCUGGAGAAUCUGCAGAAUACCGACAGCAACUGAGGUGAUGAAAGAUAACUACGAAAAAGGAACAAAAGAGUAGAUCCAACACCUGCAGCACAAGUUCCCCAACCUCGCUCCCGAAGAAAAGUGCAAUUUAUUAAUCAGUAGAAUGGAUCGUAAGCCUUAGAACUAAUCCGAAAUACACUCAACGCUAAGCAAUAUCUACACAUAGGGAAACCGCAUCAUUUGCAUACGUAUGUGCAAACAUUUGCAAUCGAAUUAGUACGCGACUAAAUAAAUAAUCCAAGCAAAAUUCAAAAAUGCCAGCAACAAAAUUCAUUAAUAAAUAAUCCAAUAGAGAGAGAGAGAGGCGAGGAGGAGAAUAAUAAUCAAAACGGCUGGCGUUCGCUGGCAUUUUCGAAAGCAGGCAAGGCAAAAACAAAAUUAAUUAUAAAAUAUCAACAGCAAAUAUGUGUUAAACCGAGAUAAGGUCACACACAAACACAUGCCUUUAAUAGAUAGAUCUUCGGUUGGCUUUUGGCUUUUUGGGAAAAGUCCAAACGGAACCAAACAAAAACUAAUAAAUAGCAAAUUAUUUUAAAAAAGGGCGAUAGUAAAACUGUUUUUGGAGAUAAAAUUACCAAGAAGAAAACCACAAACUGAUAGGAAAACGGAAAUCGCAUCAGGAAUAUUUGAUUACACACAAACACACAGCGAGUGCCGAAAGUGUUUGGCCCACACCCUUCGGGAAAACUGCCGCGAAGUGUGAAAAUUCGGUGGUGGUGGCUGGGCCAGCUAGCCAGAUUGUUCGUAUGUAGGCAAAAGAUACAGCCGAUACCCGAUACACACUCACGUUCCUCAUCGGGGCGAUAAAAUUUUAACGAUUUUGCGCCGCUUUGAGCGAGCGUGUCAGGCAUAAAGAUACAAAACAAUACUUGGGCAUAUAUAAACAAAAGCAAACAAAACGGAAUAAUGAAAAUAACAAACUCGCACUGGCACACAUGCGUAUAUUUAUAUACAUAUACCCGAAUAAAUAUAUAUAUAUAUCUUGUAGAUACUUUUUCGUAUUAGUUGUUUAAGCGAGUAGCGCUUAAUUGAAGCACGAGUUUUGUACAUAAAUUUAAAAAUCGAAGCCAGGCAAACAAAAAAGUAAGAAAAAAGAUACAAACCAGCACCCCAGCACUUGGAAAUGAAUUUUAAUUUUUAGAGCUUCGACCAAAUGAAAUACUAUAUAUACACAAGAACACACGCAUUAUAAAAAUAUUGAUAUACUCCUCUUAUAUUUACGAUAUUCGUACACUCGAAAAGGCUUUAGGUUUUCGUACAUUUAUUCUCUUCUUGCUCUUAGCUGAUAUUUUUUGUUUUGUUAUUUAUGCAUAUAUCGUCUGUACAUAUUUUAAGCGAAGAAUGAAUUAAAAAGUUUAUGAGGGAGGAAGGGAAACACUAAAUUGUAUGAGUUUCUUAGAGGAAUAGCUGGAUUGUAGAAUAUGGUGGCAGAUCCACCCCAUGAUGUAUCCGUAUCUUUUUGCAACCCCUGCUCGUUGGCAGCAUCCCUCGUGAUCGGCGCGAAAUUAACAUAGUUUCCAGGCAAUCAAACAAAUUGAAAGGCCUCGGGUCUCGGAUCGACCAGCUAUUCCAGCUAUUCCAAUAACUUUGGCUCGACUCCUGAUUGUUGUAUAUUUAUUUAUAUUCCUAUUAUCGAGAUAUAUAUACGAGAUGUAUCCAGUUGUAUCUAAGCGGAUAUUGUACUGUUCGGACACCUUAACUAAAUAAACCUAUGAAUACUUAAAUAUAAAGCAUAUAUGUUUAGAAAUCUGAUUGUAUGCACACGUCUUGUAUGUAAUAUUGUUAGAAAACCCUCGAAAUGUAAUCCAAAAAUGAAACCCACACACACACAGAACACCCCUCACACACUAAGUUAAAUUAGCUGAUUUUCGAAAACAAUAAAAACAUGAAAAUGGAACACAGUGUAUAACAAAUGCGA